AUGUCCUCGGACGAACAGGCCUACCAGACGGGCAUGGUCCUGACGACGGCCCUCGCCAGCUUCGUCACGGGCUACAUGUUUGGCAUCUUCACCACGCGUGGCUACCUCAUCUCGCCCGCCCUGGCCGAGGAGCGCCGGCGGUACCACAACGACCCGGUCGAGAGCGACGAGAGCGACGUCGACGUCGACGGCACGCCGCUGGACCACGCGCCCAACUGGGCCAACGGGCUGGACGCGGACCGCCGGCAGGGAUUGCGCUUCCGGGAGUCGGGGGUUGCGGAGAGGAAGAGCCUCAUGGGGGAGAGCAGCGAGGAGUGUAAGCUGGUGUUGGUUGUGCGGACGGAUCUGGGCAUGACAAAAGGCAAAAUCGCUGCUCAAUGCUCGCACGCCACGCUCGCCUGCUACAAGGCCCUCGCCAGCGCCGACCCGUCGUCGCCCGAACGCCGCGUGCUCUCCCGGUGGGAGCGCUCCGGGCAGGCCAAGAUUGCCGUGCAGGUCAAGAGCCAGGCUGAGCUGCUCGAGCUGCGGGGCAAGGCGCGCGCCAUGGGGCUCACGGCCGAGGUGAUUCAGGAUGCUGGGCGGACGCAGAUUGAGGCGGGCAGCAUGACGGUGCUGGGCGUGGGACCGGCGCCCAAGAGCUUGGUGGAUAAGGUUACGGGGGGGUUGAAGCUGUUGUGA
Molecule: messenger RNA, 678 nt
Organism: Trichoderma reesei QM6a
Lineage: Eukaryota; Fungi; Ascomycota; Sordariomycetes; Hypocreales; Hypocreaceae
Exons: 2
Coding region: 1-678 (225 amino acids)
Cellular component (GO): mitochondrion; cytosol
Molecular function (GO): peptidyl-tRNA hydrolase activity
Source: RefSeq, a predicted model, not a curated record